This is a messenger RNA of Phacochoerus africanus (Common warthog), 5114 nucleotides long. RefSeq names its product hephaestin like 1 (gene HEPHL1). Gene Ontology annotation, cellular component: plasma membrane. NCBI's taxonomy places the organism in Eukaryota, Metazoa, Chordata, Mammalia, Artiodactyla, Suidae. The transcript is spliced from 20 exons. Bases 16 to 3492 code for a protein of 1158 amino acids. Gene Ontology annotation, biological process: iron ion transport. Gene Ontology annotation, molecular function: copper ion binding; ferroxidase activity. The record is from RefSeq and is a predicted model, not a curated record.
GAGUUACAUCCACAAAUGCCUCGGAAGCGGCAGGCUGCCUGCAUCCUCCUCACAUUCCUGGGUCUGUCUGGGCUGGUUGGCGCCGUUACCAGAACAUACUACCUUGGGAUUGUGGAAGAGUACUGGAACUAUGUCCCCCAAGGGAAGAACAUCAUUACUGGGCGAAGUUUCUCAGAAGACAAACUUGCAACCUUAUUUCUCGAAAGAGGGCCCAACAGGAUAGGCAGUCUUUACAAAAAGGCUGUUUACAGACACUACACAGAUGAGACCUACUCCACGGAGAUCCCCAAACCUCCCUGGCUUGGCUUCCUGGGCCCCAUCUUGAGGGCUGAAGUGGGUGACGUGAUUGUCAUCCAUCUGAAGAACUUUGCUUCCCGACCUUACUCGUUGCAUCCACACGGCGUUUUCUACAACAAAGAUUCAGAAGGAGCCCUGUACCCAGAUGGAACAUCUGGAAGGAAUAAGGAUGAUGACAGGGUUCCUCCUGGCAAAAACUAUACCUAUGUCUGGCCAGUGAGAGAAGAAUAUGCCCCUGCUCCAGCGGAUGCAAACUGCCUGACCUGGGUGUACCAUUCACACAUUGAUGCCCCUAAGGACAUCUGCUCUGGGCUAAUUGGCCCACUGCUAGUGUGCAAAGAAGGUAUCCUGCAUAAAUAUUCAGGGACGAGGACUGAUGUGGAUCGCGAGUUUGUUAUAAUGUUUACUUUGGUGGAUGAGAAUCAAAGCUGGUACCUGGAUGAAAAUAUCAGACAUUUCUGCACUGAUCCUGAUUCAGUUGACAAACACGAUGCUGUUUUCCAGAGGAGUAACAAAAUGCAUGCCCUCAAUGGAUACCUCUUUGGAAACUUCCCCGAGCCUGACAUGUGUGUGGGCGAAUCGGUGUCCUGGCACCUAUUUGGGAUGGGGAAUGAGAUAGAUAUCCAUUCCAUCUAUUUUUAUGGUAACACCUUCAUCAGCAGAGGGCAUCGGACCGAUGUCGUCAACCUGUUCCCAGCCACCUUCCUGACAGCAGAAAUGAUAGUUGAGAAUCCUGGGAAGUGGAUGAUAACCUGCCAAGUCAGUGAUCACCUCCAAGCUGGCAUGCUGGGGCAAUACAAUGUUGGUAACUGCAAAAGUGGUACUUCUCACCCCAAGAUGAAGGGUCAGCAGAGGCACUACUUCAUAGCAGCUGAAAAAAUUCUUUGGGAUUAUGGUCCUCAAGGCUAUAAUAAAUUCAGCGGUCUUCCCCUAAAUGCCUCCGGCAGUGGCUCUGAGCUCUACUUCACCCAAGGGGACAACAGAAUAGGAGGAAGAUAUUGGAAGGCUCGCUAUACAGAGUAUGUUGAUGCAACUUUCACUCAAAGAAAGAGACUCUCCGAGGCAGAAGCCCACCUUGGAAUUCUUGGCCCUGUCAUCAAGGCAGAGGUGGGUGAUACCCUGUUGGUGACCUUUGCCAACAAAGCGGACAAAGUCUACAGUAUUUUGCCACACGGUGUGAUCUAUGACAAAGCCUCUGAUGCCGCCCCAAACCUAGAUGGAUUUCUGAAGCCAGGGGCACAUGUGAAGCCAGGUGAGACCUUCACAUACAGGUGGACGGUGCCUGAAAGCGUGAGCCCAACAGCUGAUGAUCCCCCCUGCCUGACCUAUCUUUACUUCUCAGCGGUUGAGCCCAUCAAGGACACCAGCUCUGGCCUUGUAGGGCCUUUGCUAGUCUGUAAAAAGGGCACUCUCAAUGCUGAUGGGACACAGAAAGGAAUAGACAAGGAAUUUUACCUACUAUUCACCGUCUUUGAUGAGAAUCUGAGCAGGUAUCUUGAUGAAAAUGUUCAGAAGUUUACCUGGCGUCCCUUUGCUGUUGACAAGGAGGACAAAGAGUUUGUGAAGUCCAACCGAAUGCACGCUAUUAACGGCUUUAUGUAUGGCAACCAACCAGGCCUAACCAUGUGCAAAAAGGAUAGAGUUUCCUGGCAUUUGAUUGGAAUGGGCACCGACACUGACAUGCAUGGAGUUUAUUUUCAAGGAAACACUAUCCACUUACGAGGGACUCACCGCGACUCCCUGGCCCUGUUUCCCCACGUGGCCACGACGGCAUUCAUGCAGCCGGACCGGGCAGGUAUCUUCAGGGUGUUCUGCUCCACCCUGCACCAUUUCGAGAGAGGCAUGAAUCAGAUCUAUGAGGUCAGCAGCUGCGGCAACAAGGACCCUUCUGAGCAGCCCUAUGGGAUGAUAAGAACCUUUUACAUCGCUGCUGAAGAGGUAGAAUGGGAUUAUGCCCCUAACAAAAACUGGGAGUUCGAAAAGCAGCACUUGGACGCAGGAAGGGAAAGACAUGGAGAUAUAUUUAUGAACCACACUGAAAACUGGAUCGGCUCUCAGUACAAGAAGGUGGUUUACAGGGAAUACACCAAUGGAGAAUUUGUGGAGAUCAAAGCCCGACCGCCAAGAGAGGAGCACUUGGCACUCCUGGGCCCAAUGAUUCAUGCCGAGGUGGGCGACUCCAUCCUCAUCGUAUUUAUGAAUAAGGCCAACCGGCCCUACUCCAUCUCAGCCCAGGGUGUGGAAGACAUGGAUACUGGGAGACAACUCCAAGUGCCCAUCACAAAGCCAGGAGAAAUAAAAACCUAUAGAUGGACCGUCCCUAAAAGGUCUGGCCCAGGGCCAUCUGACCCCAAUUGUAUUCCGUGGGUUUAUUAUUCAACAGUAAACUUUGUGAAGGAUACAUAUAGUGGUUUGAUGGGUCCUCUGAUUACAUGCAGAGAAGGCGUGUUGAAUGAGAAGGGAAGAAGAAGCGAUGUUGAUUAUGAAUUUGCUCUCUUGUUUUUGGUAUUUAAUGAGAAUGAAUCCUGGUAUCUGGAUGAGAAUAUUAAGAAGUAUCUUAAUAAAGAUCCACGAGAUUUUAAGCCCUCUGAUGAUUUUGAGGAGAGCAACAAAAUGCAUGCUAUUAAUGGCAAGAUUUUUGGGAAUCUUCAUGGUCUCAUCAUGAAUGAAGAUUCCAUGACAAACUGGUAUUUGUUAGGAAUAGGAAGUGAAGUGGACAUACAUACCGUCCAUUACCAUGCUGAGAGCUUUCUCUUUAAGAUAGAUAAAUCUUACCGAGAAGAUGUAUAUGACCUCUUUCCCGGGACCUUCCAAACCAUCGAACUGUUUGCAGAUCACCCAGGGACCUGGCUGUUACAUUGUCAUGUGUCUGACCACAUCCAUGCUGGCAUGGAAACAACCUACACAGUCCUGCGGAACAUAGACAACAGGAUUCCUUACUCCACGAAGUCCCCCGGAGGAGCACCCCAGCCAGCCACCGUGCCCUCCAACGAAGAACCCGGCAAGGAGCAGCUCUACUUCUUCGGCAAGAAUCUGGGUCCCAGAGGAGCCAAAGCAGCCUUGGUCAUCCUUUUCAUCAUCGGACUCUUCCUCCUGAUGGUCACGGUGAUUCUCUCGCUCUGCCUGCGCUGGGCGAGAAAGCAGGUGGCGUACCAGGAGGUCCAGUCCUGCGCGCUUCCCACGGAUGCUCUGUGAACCGGCGGGGCUUCCUCAGCAGGGAAACUGGACCAGGGCAUCGUUCAACGAAGGAAGGCUGACACUGUUUCCUGGAUCAGGCUCGGAUCCUCUGGGACACAUUCAAAGCAAUUUGCUUUUCUUUAUUUAUUUUUAAAUGGGCUGUGAAUAAUCCUCAGGUAUAAAAUAGGGGGAAAAAAGGAAUGGGCAUGACUGAGAAAACAGACUCGGUCUGUCCUCUGAAUGAAUUCGGCCAAGGGGGAAGUCUCUCUGACAGACACCUUUGUCUUCCACCUUUCAGAGUUCUUAGGUUAGACAGUGCUUCCUUAAUGAACCGUCGAAGUUUGCAGAUGGGCAAUUCCUGGAAAGACUUACACGGCUUCGGAGGCCUAACUGGAAUGGCACUGAUUUUUCAAUACCCAGCUUCCCUUAGUUGUUCCAGGGGAAAAAUCACUUUCUGAGGAUCUCAUGAAAAUGUCUAAAUCAGUAUCGGCUGAUAGAAUUUGACCAAAUGAAUUUCGGGGGGACUUUAGCCAGCUUCCCUGGCCUUUUCCUCUCUAAUAUAAAUAGCCUGUGUCCUAUUUGCUACAAAAGGCAAAGUUAUAUGCAUUUUAAAGAAAUUCUGCUGCUUUUAUGCAAACUGGUAGAGAUACUUGAAUGUUUACAACUCACUUCAUAUUAUACAUUUUUACAAUAUGUUUCUGUGGUGAUGUUUGUGUUUUCAAAAAUCAACUAGAGCAUUUGUAUUUGCGUUUCAGAAUGUGGAAGGCUGGAAUCUGAAAGAGCAGGCUAGGUUCUCCCACUGGGAGUCAGAGACUCCCUGAGAGUUUCGUGGGAGCUUCUAAGGGGGAGGAAGACUUUGCAGGAGGCGAGUCUAAGCUUGAAUCUUGAAUCUGAUUUUUCAUUCAGUAAGAAGGAUCUUUCCCAGUCUCCAUCUUUUAUGAAAAAGACAGUCUCAGCAUGAGAGAAACACCAGGAAGAAUUCAUCAACGCAAGUUGAUUGGUUGGGAGGAGACAAGGGCUCACAAAAUCCUUGCGUCCAUGUCUCUUAAAGACAUAGCCUUUGGUGGGAAGAGAAAAGAAAAGGUGAGGAAAAGAAAGUCCCAGUGGCAAUUUUUUUAAAACCAAUAAUCAGCUUUGAGAUAUGUUUGACAGUUUUCAAGGCUCAAAUGCAAAAUACUGAACAACUCAACCCAUCACGAGACAAUGCAUACUCUCUGUGUGCCUGCCCAAACUUUAGGUGUAGGAUUGAUAAAAGCAAUAUUGUUUAUUACUAGACUGAGAGAUUGCCCUUAGCUCAGGGCAAAAUGCCCUGCGAUGCCCAUGCUGCUGCCAAAUGAAUGAUAUUAGCACAUCUGCCCAGGCAGUGGAUCAUUUGGCUGUCCAGGUGAAUGAGUAGGACCUAGUAAAUGUGCUGGUGGAGGGACCUUUCAUACUUUCUCAUCUUCGUCUUGGUGAGGGGAAAUGGGUAAUUUGAUAGAUGCUCAGUCUUACAUAAAACAGGAUGUGGAUGCUCAGAGUUCCAUUCAUGGUUUGCUUGCACGUCAUAUCAAACAUGGUACCCAGGGAUUUUGAAUUCCAGCCUGCUAACUACCGAUAAUGUGAUUUUGUAGUAGGUGCUCUAUGAUCUUUUCUUACGUAUG